Pieris brassicae (large cabbage white) is the source of this 2132-nucleotide messenger RNA. RefSeq names its product replication termination factor 2. Gene Ontology annotation, biological process: mitotic DNA replication termination; site-specific DNA replication termination at RTS1 barrier. Lineage: Eukaryota; Metazoa; Arthropoda; Insecta; Lepidoptera; Pieridae. Gene Ontology annotation, cellular component: nucleus. The record is from RefSeq and is a predicted model, not a curated record. The coding region runs from base 1110 to 2060 and encodes 316 amino acids. The transcript is spliced from 4 exons.
AGCUUUGCUCUCGAUAAAAAGUGCUCCAUAUUUACAGCAGAGGCAUAUGCAGUUUUUGCCGCUUUAAAAUCUAUAAUUUCUAUAAAUAAUUGUAAAUAUUUUCUAAUUUUGACAGACUCUUUGAGUCUUUUAAAUAGCCUUAAGCAUUCUAAUAUUAAUAAUUUUAAAACUAAUUAUAUUAUUUAUUUAAUUAAAGAUACUGUCUUACGGUUGCAUAAAAAAGAUAUAACUGUUGCCUUUAUGUGGGUACCCUCACAUAAAGGUAUUACUGGUAACGAAAAAGCAGACAAAGCAACACUCUUAAUGUCAGAAAUGUGGUACAGGUUCCUAUGACUGAUUAUUAUUAUUAUAUCAAUAACUCGAUAAAAAUUUUAUGGACAGCAUUAUGGGAAGAAGAUCAAAAAUUGAAAGGAAAAUGGUAUGGUAGUAUACAGGAAAAUUUACAUAUAAGACCCUGGUAUGAUGAGUUGAAUACUAGCUGUAUCGUGAGUCGUGAGUUCGUUACCACAAUCAACAGAUUGCGCUUUGGGCAUAACACUGCACCCGCGCACCUCGCUAAACUUAAUAUUAUAACUAACAAUAUUUGCUCUUUCUGUAAUAAUAACGAGAUCGCAGAUAUCAACCAUAUCUUUUUUAAAUGCCAAAACCAAAUAUUCAUUUUUAAUAGACUAAUAUUGGCAAGUGAAAUAAUGGAAAUUAGUGAUCCCUCCCGCCGCCAGUUGUGUGAUUUGCUCAAAAACAAAAAGUGUUAUAGUGCAUUAUAUAUAUACAUCAAAAAUACCGUGGGGAAGAUUUAAGAAAACAAGUGAAACGAUAGAAUAACAUGUGAAUUAGUGACCGUAAAUAAGACUUGGCUUAAAGGUCUCGUUACCAGGCCAUAAAAUUAUUAAUAAAAAAAAAAAAAUGAUUACAAUCAGUCAAUACUCAUUACUCACUCCUACAAUCAAAACUCGAGUCACCAAGGGUUAAAGAAUAAAUCCGUAUUAAAAGUGAUCAUCGUCCAAUAAUCAUAUCUGAAUUAUAUUCAGUGUGUUGAAGGUUUCAGAUUCAAUAUUUUAUAUUACCGUACACGCUUUUCCUUGCGAUUUUAUCUUUGAGCAAUCUGCAAAAUGGGUUGUGAUGGUGGAACUAUUCCCCGUCGUGAUGAACUUGUCCGCUUAAAAAAGAAACCAGAACAGAAAGACAAAGAUGCUGAACGUUCUUUCAAGUGGCGUAAUUGUGCAUUAUCUCAGCAACCAUUGCAAGAACCGAUAGCCGCAUGUGGCCUUGGCAGAUUGUACAGCAAAAGUUCAGUAUUAGAAACUCUACUGGAUAAAGAAAGCAAGCCCGAAUCAAUAAGUCAUAUUAAAAAUCUCAAGGAUAUAAGGGAUCUAAAUCUGACAAAGAAUCCGGCAUACAAACAAACUGAACAUACCAAUGGUGAAGUGGGUGAUGGCAGUGCUCCUUAUAUAUGCCCCAUAAGUGGUUUAGAGAUGACAGGAAAGUUUCGAUUCAUAUUUUUAUGGAGCUGUGGCUGUGUGCUAGCUGAAAGAGCAUUAAAGGAAGUGAAACAGAACCUUUGUCAUAUGUGUCAGAAUCCUUUCACUGAUAAUGAUGUAGUGGUUCUCAAUGGAAAUGAGGAAGAUAUUGAAAAACUCGUGGAACAGAUGUCAAUAAGAGUAUCUAACAGAAAGACUAAAAAAUCUAAAACUGAAAAGAAAGAAAAGGUUGAAAUAAAAAAAGAGGAACCUUCAACAUCCCAAGAACCUCAACCUUGCAGUAGUCAAGUUACAAAGGAAGAUGAUAAGAGUCAACUGAAAAAAGAAAUGUCAGAUACAAUACCACUAACAUUACCAAAAUUUAAUCCAAACAAACAAGCAAGAGGACAUUUUGGAUCAUUCAAAAGGGCUCAUCCGAAUGCAUUGCAGCAAGAUCCAUCCUAUAAAAAGACAAAGAAAGAUUACAGUAUAGCCAAAGAUCCUCAAUCAAGUGAAGUCUAUAAAUCAUUAUUUACAACACACAAAAGUGAAGAAGACCAAAAACGAGCUCACUGGGUUACAUACAAUCCAUUCUAUAAUUAAUAUAUUUUAAUAAAAAAUGUUGAUAUGAUGAUCAAUUAUUGGUAUAUAUUGGUAUUGGUAUAUAUAUAUGAA